UAAGUCAUAUGAAUUAAAAUCAUCGCUGCAAUAUGCAUCGAAGAUCGUUGAGUUAUAAGUUUUGCAUAAACUGUUUACGGUAAUCCUUAGGUACACAACGGCUUAUAUUUCAAUCUCAGAAAGCGUUGGCGCCUUUUUUCAGAACAACUCAUCUUGUGUACGAUUUUGCUGCGAGAAUGGAUAUGCACACGAUGCUUCCUUCCGUCAGUAUUUUCAACGAACUCCAAACGGUUCACGAGAAAGGAUAUUUUUACGUAUUACCCUCUCUUGAAGAAGACUGGCAGCAGACUCGACUGGAAAUGGAUCGUUAUUUGUGCCCAGAGACGCGAGACAGUGGCCCUGAUCUCUAUAAUAAUGCUCCAUGGAAUGAUAUACCUUUGACAUUUGAUGUUGAGAAUCUGAAUCUUCUCGAUUUGAACACGUGUGGAAACUCUACGGAGAAUUUAUGCUCUUCCACGGCCUUUGUGUUCCACGAACUACCUGUAAAUAUACCUGCAAUUUCAUAUGAGCAAAAUGGCAACCAGCCUCUGUGUAUUGACUUUAAACUUAAACCAUUGUCAGUGAAAAUAGCUGGCGUGGAAGAAACUGACUCUAAAGUCAAGCAUGAAACGGUGCAGUUACCGUUGACGCCACCGAGCUCACCCGAGUUGAGCAAUAGUACAACGAAACGAGAAGGCAACGGAUUAAAACAGAAAGCACCCGGACUUAAAGAGAUCUGCGCUGUCAACAAAGACGUGAACGAGGCAAAACGUCGAAUACACAGAUGCCCGUUUACUGGCUGUAGAAAAGUUUACACAAAAAGCUCACAUCUUAAAGCACAUCAACGAACACAUACGGGAGAGAAGCCAUACAGUUGUUCUUGGGAAGGAUGUCACUGGCGGUUUGCUCGCUCAGACGAGUUGACUAGACACUUCAGAAAGCAUACCGGAGCGAAACCUUUCAAAUGUACUCAUUGCGAUAGAUGUUUUGCGCGUUCUGAUCAUCUUGCUUUGCAUAUGAAACGGCACGUUUAACCUGAAGUUGCGCUGCGCUCGAUAAGUGUUUUUGUUCAGUCGUUCUUUCUGAAAGAUUGAAGAAGCUCUGUUCCUUCCGGAGAAGCAAAGUUGUUGGAAACUUCAAGACGUCAAAUGUCUUUUACGAGUUGUGCAUGUUUGGGGAUAAGGUGCAUGGGUUAUUUAGUAAAUUCUUGAGCCUCUAUGGCUCAUUUUGUGUACGUGUAGUUUUUGAACGGAGAAAAUUCGACUUUACGAACGUCACAGAUAGCGCAAAUAGCGAAAACGAUUUCUGGAACGCAUCCUCAUCAAAUAUUGUUUUAUUAGCUUAUGCGAUGAAAUAUUGGAUUCUGUACGCUGAAUAAAAAUGUUUGAUUAAAAGUAUUUUCACAACCGCA
Messenger RNA from Xenia sp. Carnegie-2017, 1390 nucleotides. Its product is annotated as Krueppel-like factor 6. The transcript has 2 exons. The coding region runs from base 177 to 1013 and encodes 278 amino acids. Gene Ontology annotation, biological process: regulation of transcription by RNA polymerase II. NCBI's taxonomy places the organism in Eukaryota, Metazoa, Cnidaria, Anthozoa, Malacalcyonacea, Xeniidae. Gene Ontology annotation, molecular function: DNA-binding transcription factor activity, RNA polymerase II-specific; RNA polymerase II cis-regulatory region sequence-specific DNA binding. The record is from RefSeq and is a predicted model, not a curated record.